Messenger RNA from Callorhinchus milii (elephant shark), 1409 nucleotides. RefSeq names its product solute carrier family 66 member 2 (gene slc66a2). The record is from RefSeq and is a predicted model, not a curated record. Gene Ontology annotation, biological process: phospholipid translocation; retrograde transport, endosome to Golgi. Bases 52 to 864 code for a protein of 270 amino acids. Lineage: Eukaryota; Metazoa; Chordata; Chondrichthyes; Chimaeriformes; Callorhinchidae. The transcript is spliced from 5 exons. Gene Ontology annotation, cellular component: trans-Golgi network; endosome.
UAUUUUUUUUUAAAAAAAAAAUAUAUUUUUGUUUAUACCUGUAAAGAAAAGAUGGAAGAAUAUCUGAGGUCCCUGCACCAGCUGAUGGUACCUGCAGGUAAAGUGUUCUCCUGGGUAGCAGCUGGAGCUAUGGUGUUUGGGGGAGUGGUGCCCUACAUCCCCCAAUACAGAGACAUUAAACGCACACAGAAUGCAGAGGGAUUCUCCAUUUACGUCUGCUUGGUAUUGCUCCUGGCCAAUAUAUUAAGGAUAUUAUUUUGGUUUGGAAGAUACUUUGAGUCCCCUCUGUUGUUGCAAAGUAUAAUCAUGAUCAUAACCAUGUUAGUGAUGUUGAACUUGUGCACUACUGUCCGGAUGGUCAAUGAACUCACCACACGACGCCGUGCCUUUGCAGACAAUAAGGAGGAAGAAAUCAAAACAACUAGAAGGUUCUUUCUCGACUUUGAUCUGCAGUAUUUCUGGCUAUGGAGCAGAUUUAUCGAUUACGUGCAGUGUGUGCUGACUUUCACUGCGGUUGCUGCAUACAUAACCUACCUCCUUAUUGACUCGUCGCUCUUUGUAGAGACACUUGGCUUCUUCGCUGUCUUCACUGAGGCCAUGCUGGGUACACCACAGCUAUACCGUAACCACCAGAACAAAUCAACAGAAGGAAUGAGUACUGCAAUGGUGUUGAUGUGGACGAGUGGUGAUACUUUUAAGACUGUGUACUUCAUCCUAAAUCAAGCUCCUUUCCAGUUUUGGAUCUGUGGAUUACUACAAGUUUUCGUCGAUAUUGCCAUCCUUUUCCAAUCUUACUACUAUGACCGUUACCCUCAGAAACCAUCGUCCCACACGGUCCCUUCCACCAAUACCAAGGCACUUUAAACAGAGAGCUGUUCAACAAACACACCAAACCAUCAACCAACCCAUCGAAAGCACAUUGAAAGCCCCGGACUUCAAAGUGACAAGUUGAAUCUCAGCCUGCUGGAACAAUUUCAAAAACUCUUACAAAUAAGAGGCUUUAAAAGCUGUAAAGGGGAUUUUUUAUCUGCCUCUUUCACACCAAUAUUUUCGGAGUCGAUUUGCUUGCAUAUCUGUUUUCUGGAGUUAAGUGUUUUUUUCCAUCUGAAAAUUCUAUCUUGGAUUUCCUUGCUGAUCAAUAUCACUAGUGCAACCUAGUGUUCUAUGAUGCCAGAUUCUGAGAUGUGAAGUCGGGUUUUCAUUCAUUCUUUGAAGUAAACAUUCAAAGAGUGAGCAUCACUAAGAACGAUUGUAAACCAUUUGAAAGAAAUAUGAUUCUCUUUAACAUUUAAGCUGCAAUAUAGCUCUUCUGUUCUCCUUUCUUUUCCCCUCCCUCAAAAGGGCUUAUUUCAAGGAUAUAUUCCUCUUUGUGAUGGGAGGAUUAAUAAUAAUAUAUAAUAAUAAUACUU